Messenger RNA from Schizosaccharomyces japonicus yFS275, 2691 nucleotides. RefSeq names its product RNA polymerase I transcription factor subunit Rrn6. Lineage: Eukaryota; Fungi; Ascomycota; Schizosaccharomycetes; Schizosaccharomycetales; Schizosaccharomycetaceae. The coding region runs from base 1 to 2691 and encodes 896 amino acids. The transcript has a single exon. The record is from RefSeq and is a predicted model, not a curated record.
AUGUCCUCAUGGCCAUUAGACGCCGUUGAGCACACUCCGUAUGUCUCUUUAGACUUCGGUGUGUUGGGUUCUUGUGCACUGGUAGAUUCUGAAACGGGAAAACCGACGAGAUCUCCUGGACAUUACGAAUGGCAAUUCACAAAAACCGACAAUGAUAACCAAAAAAAACUCAUUCAAACACCUUACAACUGGGAGGUUGUGUCCAAUUUUUUUGAUAAAAAAGCCGUAGAUUAUGUGGAUGUUUAUUCUUCGGCUAGUUCUGUUGCGUAUCGUUCGCUUUCGUACUUACGAAGCGCUGAAAAAAGCGUAUAUGUGCCGGAAGACCUUCUAUUACCAAGUUUGAAGGAGUCAUUCGUUCUUGAUCAUGUAUUUCCAACAUUUACACCCGAUGUCACUUCGCUUAUGACCGUUGGUGCCGUUUCGAAUAUGAGAAAAAACCCUUCUUUGUCUCAAGACCAGUGUUUAGCUGUCGCCGGUGGUCAACAGAGAACUUCCCUAUUUCUCGCUCUUGCGAUUCCUUGGAAGUUUCAUGUUAGUCCGUUGGAUCCCAAUGCUACAAAUGAAAUUGACCCUUCCGCAGGGGUUUUCCACAAGGGUCCUCAAAUGUUGCAUGUGCCGGCAUUUCAGAUGAACCCAUUUCCAGCGCAUCAGUUUCUGCAACCCAUAGAGCAGCUUCAGUUCGGCUCUCACAGCUCGUCCUGGCUUUAUGUUCGUACUGCUAGCGAGAUUGUUCUUUUUCAUGUUCGAUAUGACGAAAAAGUAAAAGCCGAAACUUCUUACCGCCUUGUUACGGAUGUCGUUUAUUCAGUUCGCGCAUCAGAGCUUUGCGGACAUACCACUUUCGUUGAUUUCUGCAUACAUCCCGACGAUGAAAAUCUUGUAGUAGCCAUUACGCGAACUGGUGAAUGGUUCGUAUGGAAAUACGAGGGCGGCACUUACAAUGUGCUUCACCGUGGUAAAUUUCACCAGCAAUUAGACAGGGCAAAGAAAAACAUCUUUCCUGAAGCGGUGCAACAAACCGAAAAAAAGCAAGAAAAAAAUCCCUUUUAUCGUAUCCGUUGGUCUUACAAACGCGAUGCCAUUGUGAUCAUUGAUGCCUCUCAUAUUCUUCGUGUGUCUUUGCGUGCGAAGAAACCAAAAAUUUUGCUUUCAGCAGACCACAUCCUACAAGUCUCUACAUACGACGCAUGGGCCAACCGAUCACACGUGUUUGUGCUUACAUCUGAAGAGGUACUGUGGAUGGAUGAAAGUAAGGGCGUAUUGUUAGCUUGGAAACAUAAUCGAAUGUGCGACCCAACACUACAACUGCAAGUCAGUGUUGCCAACCCGGAUCAAAACACGGAGAACUACAACGUGUUCGUGUUCUCAAAGCUCAACGGCAUCGUACAAGUUUUCACGUUCGAGAUGCAACGGGGUUUACCUGUAUCUCCAUUAUCACCAUAUGCCCUCUAUUCCAAAGGGCUUGCAAACUCACUGGUCCACUUGCUCGUCCUACCAUGUGUAUUUUGGGAUGCGGCAACCAAGGAAAGAAGUAUCGCUCCUUGGUUUGUCGCAAUCCGGUUUAAUACUACGGGUUAUUUAGGUCUUACCCUGUUUGGUAGUGGAACUGCUGUUGAUAAUUACAACAUAAGACCGCUUAAUUCUUCCUCGCGUUCCCUUCUGACAAUGGAUUAUGGUGACGAGGAUAGUGACUCAUCUGAGAACGAGAACUGGAGGGCGUUUAUGACAGCAAACGGCAAAAAUGCUAUGCGAAUGCACAAUUUCUAUAUGGCAAUCUUUGGGUGUUUCAACGAAAACCGUCCCAAUGGAGGCGAGUUCUUGACGAGUGCAUACGAAUCUAUCCGGUUGGCGUAUGAGCAAUCCAACAAAGGAAUUACGCUUUUGUACGAUUGUUUCCCUAAUAUCUUGCUAUCCGAUUGGCAACCUUGUAAGCUCUCUGUAUUGGAAGGUUUGCGUUCUAUAGCAAGUGGUUUGGGAACACUUUAUGAAUUAAAUGUAACCGAACGGUCCGUGGCUACAAACGAAUCUAUGGACGUCGACAUGGAUCAGGGUACCUUUUUCUCGUCACAAACAAUCGGCACCCAAAUAGAGCAGCAGCAACCGUUACCCACGUCCGUUCUCGGAAUCCCCUACUUGAUAUCCUCGUGGACGGAAGACUCUGGCUCAAUAUCUGCCGUGCUUCGUUGUCUACGAGCUGCUGCACUUUCAGACACAGAGUUUGUACUCCUGUGUUCGAGUUUGGGUCUCAGUGCGGAAGCAGUAAGGGUGCCGGAUACUUCUGUGGAACGAGAGGAAAUGGCCAACGUCCUCGCGCCCCUCCAGCCGUUUGUCGCCCACACUCUCGAUGUCUCUAGUUUACAUCCAGACACAGAAGAAAUUUUGGGGGCUUGGAAGCUUGGUGACCCAACUCGACUAGAUCUGCUGUCACUCCCAGAAGAGUCUACUUCACUCCCACCCGCUUCACAAGAAUUCGAGCCCGUACUACCCUCACUUUCGCAACCGCUUCCCCGUCGUCGCAUUCCGACGCUUUCGCAGACCACCGGUCCUCCACCCGUAUCCCAAUUCUCGCAGCCGUCAUCACUGUCUGCGUCUAUGCCUGCGAGUCAACCCACCAUUGUCAUGUCUCAAGUCGUUACCGGAAAAUUUGGCGGACGGCCCAAAAAGAAAAAGAAGGCUCGUUCAGGUUUCUAA